This is a messenger RNA of Drosophila nasuta, 1281 nucleotides long. Its product is annotated as adenylate cyclase, terminal-differentiation specific. Lineage: Eukaryota; Metazoa; Arthropoda; Insecta; Diptera; Drosophilidae. The transcript has 3 exons. The record is from RefSeq and is a predicted model, not a curated record. The coding region runs from base 263 to 1114 and encodes 283 amino acids.
CAAUUCAAUGGCGGCUGGCCGCAUGAGUCACACAGUGUCGGCGUCCUUGCUCCACCUGCCACAACAUCGUCGCAUCAGCAGCGGGUGUUGUUUUGUUAGGCCGACAGAGCUGCAGCAGCCAACAGGAGCAGCCGCUGCCCGCCGCCGCCACACAUAGAGCAGCAAUGCCUCAGCCAUAAGCAACUAUAACAACAGCAACAACAAGGGCGGUAACAAUAAUCACACAGCAACAACAACAACCUGAUAUUUUUUGGGUGCUGACAUGUCCCAUUUGCUGAGGCGCACCAAGAAGUCCUGUCUCAAGCUGCUGCGCAAAAUAUCCACAUCAAAGCAACUGUUUGUGCAGCGUCUGGACGAGGACAUUGAAGAUGAUGAAGAAGAGCAGGAGAACGGUGCGAAGCAAGAGCAGCAAUCGCCAGCAAUGAGUUGCAGCUUGGAUGCGGCAAACGACGAUAAGCAAUACAGCAUGUGCCACCAACAACAGAACCAGAAUACCCCGGAACCAUCCGUCCAAUGUUUGGAAUACGCCUGCGAAGCGGCAAUCCUUGAGGAAGAGCAACGGGAGCCGGAGCAACUGCAGUCGUCUCUCAACAUCACAUUCGACUUGAUGCACUACAAGGAGAAUGUACGCUAUUUGCGUCACACACCCUCCAAUUCAAGCCUAGAUCUUCAGCUGGAGCUGCAGCAGCAGCCACAGCAGCAACAACAACAACAACAGCCGCCUCAACUCCUGACGAGGGAUAUCCCUGCUCCACGCCCCUGCAGCGUUAGCGUUGGAUCCAAGUUCGAUGGCAACUACCACAAUGUGAUCAUCAUGGAGCAGCCGCCCAACGAUGAUUAUCCCAUUGUCAAAUGGGACAUCAAUGGCAACUCUCUAGAUGAGGAACACUUUGAUCUGCGCCAGCAUUGGGAUGCUUUUGACAAUCGCUGGCGUCAGCUGCAGUCGGCGCAAAGCAAACGCCUGGGCAGCGCUCAGUCCCAGAGAUCGAGUCAUCAUUCCAGCUCCUGUACCCUCGAGACAUGGAUCGAUGAUGCGGAGCUGGGACUGUGCGAUGACUCGCAGAAUUUACUGCAAACCAACAACAACUGUAACCAUUGCCUUAAGAGUUUCUGAGUAUUGCGAAAAAAGCAAUUGCAAAAUAGUAUUUCCCGCAAAAAAAAGAAAAACUAAAUGAAAAGCAUGUUAACGAAAUCAAUAAUCGGAAUUUUCUCUGCGCUCGCUCGACGUUAGUUUUUCUAAGAGAACUUUCCAUUUUUUGAAAAUUAUACGGUCUAUUUUGA